Molecule: messenger RNA, 1683 nt
Organism: Gaeumannomyces tritici R3-111a-1
Lineage: Eukaryota; Fungi; Ascomycota; Sordariomycetes; Magnaporthales; Magnaporthaceae
Exons: 2
Coding region: 224-1381 (385 amino acids)
Source: RefSeq, a predicted model, not a curated record
UGCGCACACCCCAACCUAAACCAAAGCAACACAACGGGGGUUUGGGUCCAAGUUCAGGCCUACCCGAGACUGGGGGAGACCGGCACGAACUUGGACUGCCUUCGAUACCGCCUCGGUGUCUUCUUUCCACGAAAACCACGAUACGGCCUUACAUGUAUUGACUGAUACUGCCCCAGGGGCCACACGCUAUCGCCAAACACACCCAGACACGCACCGAGCAACCAUGUCUGACAUCAAGGAUGUCUUCAAAAACGGAUGGCAUCCCGACAAGGGCACGACCCUGAAGCAACAAGUGAGCGGUGUGUUUAGCAGAGGCGGCGACUCCAGCCAACGGUCGACUUCCCACAAUGUCACGCCGCUUUCGCAACUGAAAGACCCCUCGUCCUUCGCCCCGCCCCCGAAGCGGUCCAUCGCACCGCCGCCGCCGCCGCCUCUGUCCCGGCCGACCACGUCCUCAGCCCAGCCCCAGCCGCCCCCGAUCCCCGCGAGGUCUAGCAGUGGCUACAGUGGAGGUGCAGCUGGAGGAUCCGGGGCGUCCAUUAGUCCACCGCCCUUGCCCGCGGCAGGCUCCGGGCCACCAAGGCUGCCGCCGAGAUUGCCUCCUCGACCUGCCUCGGGCGCUUCGUCCCCCGGAGUUUCCCCAUCCACCCUUUCGGCACCGCCCCCGAUCCCGCUGAGCCAGAGUCCAUCCGUGCUGAACCAGGGCGCCAUUGGCCGGCUCGGCGCUGCUGGCAUCUCUGUGCCAGGGCUGGGUAUCGGGUCCGGCUCCAGGACCUCCUCGCCGCAGGACUCCUCCGCCUCCUCCAGCCCUUCUCAACUCGGCGGGUUGCAGGCUCGCUUUGCGAAACUGGGCACAUCGUCGUCUCCAUCUCCCGCCAACCCCACACAGCCCCGACCUCCCCCGAGCGAGGGAACCACGUUUGCGCAGAAGCAGGCCGCGCUGAAGACGGCGGCCGACUUCCACAAGGACCCCAAAUCCGUCUCGCUGUCUGACGCCCGCGCGACCGCCUCGACCAUGAACAACUUUCGGCAGCGCCAUGGCGAUCAGGUCGCCGCCAGCGCGAAAGCCGCGAAUGGACUGAACCAAAAGUACGGCGUCACCGACAAGGUCGCCGCAUACUCGCAGCAACAUCAGGGCGCCGCGACGUCGCCGACUACGGCCAACUCUACCCCAGCAGGGUCCCAACAGGGCGAGGCACAGCCAGGACUGAGAAGCCUGGCGUCUGCAGGUGCACUUGCCGCGGGCGCUCUCGCAAAGAAGAGGCCGCCGCCUCCUCCGCCGCCCAAGAGAAAGCCCGACAUCAACCGAGGCGCCACCAGCGCCACCGUGGCCGACGACGAGCCGCCACCAAUUCCUCACGCAACCAGGCCUAUAUUUUAGCGCCGGUACCCGAGCGGCAUCCAUGGCCUCGCACGAGACCCGUCUCAAGCCGAUUUGUAUCGGUUUUGUGAAUACAUACGGGUACGGCAUGACGUUCAUUUUUUCUACGAUAUGCCAUUGACCGGAUCCAGAUACUUACAACGGCAUUCCCUACUGCCGUAUCACAAACGAAACACCACCUGGUUAGUUGGUUUUCUUGACCGGUGUAGAACCCCGGAACAAUACCCUUAAUCAAAUUGAAUUGGGACCAGGGCAUGCUGCUUGUGCUCGUUUCUUCUUUUUUUUUUUUUGGUCUUUUUUUU